CAAAAUCCCAUUGAGUGAGGAUUUACUCAAUGCUCGAAUGGUCAUGGAGGCGAAGCUACCUAAUUUGCCAAAGAAGGUAUAUGGUAAGGGUAUUGUGGCUGAUUAUGACGCCCAAUUCAACGACCCUGAUUUUCGUAAUGGUAUUGUGACAUGCGCGGCGCUCUCCCUUGAUGGUCACCAUGUAGCUCUUGGUUUUGGUAGCGGUGUCAUCGAACUCGCUGAUAUCGACCAUCAGCACACAAUUUCCCGAUUCCAGCUUGAUCCACCCAACCAUCCAGUCUGGAUCGAAUUUGUCCAUGGCAGCCACCGAGUUGCUGCUGAGGACAAUCAGGGGAACGUCACCAUCCUUAGCCACGAUAUGACUUCCAUUAAUAUCGGUACUCUUCCCAACAAUCCUCUUCCUGCUGUAACUCGAGUAUCAGAUAAUGGAUUAUUUAUCGUACGGGUUCCACGGAACGCUGAUAGUUCUUGGUACGACAGCAUGACCCUCAUAUCCAUUUCAGGUGACCCGCACAUGCAGCACCUUGCACCCCCUACUUCCAAUAGUUUCACUCCAACUUCCAACCCUCCUACUAGGCCCUCUGCAUCCCCAGUGAUCCCUCACCGUCGCACGCUUGGGUUUUCUCCGGGAGCACAUUAUCUCGGCGCUUUUGAUGGCCUCAGUGCUUUCACCUGGUCGACAGGUUCGGGUGAGCUCAUUGCGAGUUAUCAUGUGACAGAUUUCGAGCUUUGGAUCAUGAAUCCUGCUGUUCCCCUCGCCCACUCUUAUCGCAUUCCUGAUCCUGUAUCCACUCAGCCUACCCUUUCCUUGACAGAAGGUGAAGCAGCAGAUGUACAUCAUUCUGAAACACACGCAGGGCAUAACUUGGACGAAUCCUGGAUCAAGUGCCCAUUUUAUGUUAUCUUGACCAAGGAGAACACCAUUUACAUACGGGUGGUGUAUGGAAUCCAUUCAUCCGCAGCCGGAAGAACCCCACUUUUCGGAAUUGGUAUCGGCGAGGAUGGGGUAGAAGUGUACUUCGAUGGCGAACUUGAAUUCUCUAUUCCCGAGUAUCGCCUAGUUGUCUUUUCUGGUGCCGGAGGUCUAGGCGCUUGGUAUGGUGAUCAAGUGCCAUCUGAUCCUACCUAUCUGUACAGCCCUCGGUCCAGCAAAGAUGGGACUCGAAUUCUCUUGCAAGGCCAACAGACAGCUCCAAUUGUCGUUGAUCUUAGUCAGGUCCUUUAGGAUGUUUGUGAUCGAUUGCAAUAUAUUCUUAUUUACCUUGCGCGUUCUAUCCACUAUCAGAGGGGGAAUCGCGAAGCUUCGCUAGGCCGCCCUUCCAUCUUUCUGGACUUCCCUCGGACGAGGUUCCUUUUCCCUAUGGUGCAGUGUGUAUAAAUACGGGCUUGGAGACUUCAACGGAUCUAUGACCAUCCCUUCCUUGCACUGUUGUUUACCCCCAGGCUGGACAACAUGAAUGCUCAUCAGCGUUUGCGACCACAGACUUUUUAAUUUUGCGCUUUCCAUACUUCCUUGAUUCACUUUCACUCCGCAUCAGAAGAAUGAAGGUAUAUAUAUCUAUCUGUCCAUUUAAGCCAACCUGCACCGCUAAAAGGCUUGGCCGAAACGGAUCACUUUGAACGUAUCAAAAAAAUCGGUAUUUCUUUUGCCAAUUUCCACCGUUUCACCCGGCGUUCAUCCAUAAUGUGACAAAGAACCA
Molecule: messenger RNA, 1700 nt
Organism: Cantharellus anzutake
Lineage: Eukaryota; Fungi; Basidiomycota; Agaricomycetes; Cantharellales; Hydnaceae
Exons: 1
Coding region: 38-1225 (395 amino acids)
Molecular function (GO): protein binding
Source: RefSeq, a predicted model, not a curated record